AUGUGCAAAGUUAAAGGAGAUGGCAGCCUGGUCCUCGACAGACAUUCGUUUGAAGUAGUCAAGUCUCUCGAGUUAUUGUCAUGUGUUCUUGGUUGGCAGUGGACUCUAAAUGAACUCAUUGUCAACAACAUUUGGCAAAUAUUAAAGUCAUGGGCUGACAAGGAAACAAGGGAUGAACCAACAACGAAUGGAUCGCACCCACAAGCGGCCUACAUCAGCGAGGAGAACAAUGUGUCAGCUUGCUGUUGCCGUAAUCUCAAUGUUUCUAGCGCGGUUUCAAGUGUUACCGUUUUAACAGAAAAGGGAACAAGUGAAAGAAGCGGCUUUACAACUGCGGCAGAAACAAAAGAAAAAAGGAAUUCGGUGGGAGGUGAAGAGGUACCGGAGAUUUGCUCCAAGUGUGGUAAACUGACGGCAAGCGGGCUCCCAGAAUCUCAGGCUGUUCUGUGCAUUCAACUCUUAGGUGUUUUGUGUAGGAUUGCCAUUGAUAAUGGACAGACCCCAGUACGUGAAAUAACCGACAUGGUUUGUGGGCUGAUGGAAGAUUCCUCACCAACCUCCAAAACUAAAGUGACCCACGCCAUUCAGCUGGCUUCAGCAGUUUCUCUUCUUGACAUGUCACCAUGGCAACCAGAAAGAGUAGCCGCGGUUCUCGGCAAGUGGGUCGCAGCUUUGAAGGAGUCAGGCUCUCUGCAGGUUCCCGCGUACGUGGCGCAAGGCUUGGUCUGUCUAAAGAGCUUUUUGAGGAUAAAUCAAACUUAGAAUGGCAAAAAACGCCUUUAGGAUUGGUUCGUGACCCGCGAGGGUGAUUGUUGCAGUUAUAGGCAUUUCGAAUUGUCUGAACGUGUAGUCGGGCGUUGAGCGCGAAGUCCGUUACUGACGUUGUUCUGCAGUACCACAUACAUGUAUUCUAACCUUGAUCAAACUCAGUCGCGAAUCUUGGGCUCUACGUUUUUUUUAAAAUUUUUUUUCAUUUUUAUUUUUUGAAGCACUAAUGAUCUUGGAGGACGUUUUCGAGAUCAAGCUAAUUACAAACUUAAGUUGAUACAGUAGUGGACUUGAAAAGGUCAUCUACCUUUGUCAGCUAGGAAUUAAUAAUUAGCUAAGUGUUUCACGAGUCCGCCGACGCAACAAACCAGUUUCCGGUUGUAGAAGCUAAUAGCUUUGUUCAUUCGUUGAUGGUAACUUCAAGUUUUGUCCGAAACCUUCUAUCAUUGAGCUUCCUGCGAAGAAGCCACGAAAUUAUGUUCCAUUAUUUCAUGAAACGCUAUAUCUGGAUCGCUCUUGAAAUGAAAUGCGUUGUAGUAAGAUGCGUGGAACGGAACUAGCAGCGUGCAGCGUGCAGCGUGCAGUAGGUGUAUCGAAUGUUUCUGAUUAGUUAGGUUUGUCAAUAUUUAGCAACGUGUCAAAAUAAUUAAACUAAAUAAAUCUAAAUACAAAUGA
This is a messenger RNA of Orbicella faveolata, 1443 nucleotides long. RefSeq lists its product as uncharacterized. Lineage: Eukaryota; Metazoa; Cnidaria; Anthozoa; Scleractinia; Merulinidae. The record is from RefSeq and is a predicted model, not a curated record.